This is a messenger RNA of Pestalotiopsis fici W106-1, 4329 nucleotides long. RefSeq lists its product as uncharacterized. Bases 1 to 4329 code for a protein of 1442 amino acids. Gene Ontology annotation, cellular component: membrane. The record is from RefSeq and is a predicted model, not a curated record. Gene Ontology annotation, biological process: transmembrane transport. The transcript has 2 exons. NCBI's taxonomy places the organism in Eukaryota, Fungi, Ascomycota, Sordariomycetes, Amphisphaeriales, Sporocadaceae. Gene Ontology annotation, molecular function: ATP hydrolysis activity; ATP binding; ABC-type transporter activity.
AUGGCUAAUAUUACGCUGUGCGACGACGCCAGCUUUGGCCCUGCUAUCCAGGGCUGCAGGGGCGACUUCGACUUCACCUUGCUUUUUGAGCAAACCAUCUUAUCCAUCCUCCCGUCGUCUCUCCUUGUAGUACUCGGUGUUGCUCGUCUUCGCACUCUUCUAUCCCACCGGAAGAGGGAAGUUUUGGGCACAAAGUUCCAGCGCUUCAAAUUGGUCGGCAUUGUCUGCUAUGGGAUUGUGCAGACUGCCCUAUUGGCCUUGUGGGCCCAGUCUAGUAGCCACCAGACACGAGUGAGCCUGGCUUCUGCAGUUCUCUCGCUUGUCGCCGUCUUCCCUUUGGCAGCGCUGUCGUGGGCUGAGCACGCCUAUUCGCCACGCCCAUCCGCUUUGCUGAAUGUCUAUCUUUUGCUUUCAGUGCUGUUCGAUGCGGCGCAGACUCGCACCUUGUGGCUGAAGGGCUCCGACUCCACCAUCGCGGCACUCUUCACAACCUCUCUUGCUCUGAAAAUCUGCCUUUUGAUCCAGGAAAGCGUCGAGAAAGGCCGGUUCCUGCCUCCAGCAUGGGAUCGAAAAAGUCCCGAGGAAAAGAGCGGCAUCUAUGCUCAAAGCAUCCUACUGUGGCUGCGCCGUAUUCUAGCCAAAGGUCACCGGCAUAUCAUGAAACCCGAUGAUCUAUACCCGCUAGAAUCCGGACUUGCGACUUCCAAAUUGUCACAAUUGUUUCGUGCAGCCUGGGCAUCGGGAGCGGGACGCAGUCUGGUUAACAGGACCGUCUUAGCUCUUCUGCAAACUCUCAAAUGGUCAUUUUUGGGGCCAGUUAUACCACGGAUCGUCCAGAUAGCUUGUACAAUCUGCCAGCCGCUCUUACUCCGUGAAUUCCUCAACUAUAUCCAAGGUUUCGGGAGCCCCAUGAUCAGUACUGGUUAUGGAUUUAUCGGUGCAUAUGGUCUAGUCUAUCUAUGCCUGGCAAUCUCAACUUGUUGGUACUGGCGCUUGACAUAUAAAGGCCUAGUGAGGAUGCGCGGUUGUCUUGUUGCAGCUAUCUAUGAGAAGACAGUCAACAUCGACGUAGCCCGAUACGACAUGACCGCCCCAGUGGCCUUGAUGAGUACUGAUAUGGAACGUCUUAUUCAAGGCUUCAAAGAUGUUCAUGAGAUCUGGGCCAACACAGUCCAGGUCGCCAUUUCGAUAUGGCUCCUCUACGGAGAACUUGGCAUCGCCUGUGUUGCUCCGGCUGUUGUGACGGUUCUGUCAAGCUGCGGGUCGUUCCUCAUAAGCAAGUACGCCGAGAAAAGCCAGGUCAAAUGGAUGGAAGCGACACAAGAGCGCGUCAGCAAAAUCGGCAAAUGCAUCGGAGACAUGAAGGGCGUCAAGCUCCUCGGACUAUCGACCGGCAUACAUGCAAUGCUCAGAAGCUUGCGGUCGAAGGAACUCGGCGCCGCCCGGCACUUUCGAUAUAUCGAGGUGUUGACAGCCAUCAUUGCAUUUGUUCCACUUUUACUGUCACCUGUUUUCACAUUCAUGGUGUUCUUGCUUCAAUCCAGGAGCUCAGGAACAUCUCUGAAUAGCACGAGUAUAUUCACGUCAUUGUCUUUGCUUCAGCUCAUGAGUCAGCCUCUUGCCAAUCUCUUUCAAUCAAUACCUCAAUUCAUUGCCUCCCUUGGAUGUCUUGGUCGUAUUGGAAGCUACCUCGCCGCUCGGGACAAUCAUAACACACGCAUGAUCACUGCGGGCGGAAUCCAUGGGGACACUGUUUCAUCCGACGAUGUGGCAGCAUACAAAAAGGAAGCCCAGGGCGAAAAUCACAAUGCCAUCACCAUCCGAAAUGGGAAUUUCGGGUGGAUUGAUGCGAAGCCAAUUUUGAGAGAAAUUGAUUUAGACGUCCCUAAGAACAGAUUGACUGUCGUGGUUGGACCUGUGGCCUGUGGGAAAACCACUCUCAGCAAAGCUGUUGUUGGCGAAUUACCUUGGUCAGAGGGUCAAGUUCAUCUCGAAAUCGAAAGUCAAAACAUCGCAUACUGUGACCAGGAACCUUUCCUCAUGAAUGGCUCUCUGCGAGAUAACAUCCUUGGAUUCUCUCAUUUUGACAACAAUUGGUACGAACAUGUAUGCCAGGCGGUCGAUCUCUCCAAAGAUAUUUCGUCAUUCCCGGGUGGCGAUUUGACUCAAGUUGGUAGCAGAGGCGUGGCUUUGAGUGGUGGCCAGCGCCAAAGACUAACCAUAGCACGAGCGGUUUACGCGCGGGCAUCGUUGGCCGUGUUCGAUGAUGUUUUGAGCGGUUUAGAUGCGACGACCAAGGACCAUGUGUUCCAGCACGUGUUUGGACCGCAGGGACUCCUUCGCAAGAUGAACUGUACCGUUCUACUCUUUACGCACGAUAUCUCGGCUCUCCCACAAGCAGACCAUAUCAUCGUCCUAAGCAAAGAUGGACGGAUAGCAGAGAGUGGGACGUACGAAAAAAUGGCCCAAAGCUCGGAAUAUAUCAAAUCAUUGGCUAUUCGAGACAAUAACAACGAUCUUGAUAAGACUACGACAGACACUGUUGGUGUCCCAAAGGAAUUGACUUUUCCGGGUGACGUCCCGGACUUGGACAUGUCAAAUGAUCUCAAAAGGCGCUUAGGCGAUCCCACCAUUUACAAGUACAUGUUCGGCCACAUUGGGCUUUGGAGAAUGCUAGUAUUUGCUGCCUACCAGUGUGGAUGGGCUGUCUUUUCUACAAUUGGGCCGGUAUGGCUCAACUUUUGGGCAAGCGCAAUUGCAUCCGGGGAGGAUCGCAACACGUACUAUAUGGUGGUCUAUUCGGUAUUCCAAACUCUUGGUCUAGUCUUUCUUGCCCUCUUUGCGGGUCACACCUUGAUUUCAAUUGCUGUCAAAUCCGGAUCUGCAUUACAUGAAGUGGCUCUCAACACUUUGAUGCGAGCGCCUCUGUCAUUCUUCAGCACGGUGGAUAUGGGUGUCACACUAAAUCGCUUCUCCCAAGACAUCAUCCUCAUCGACGGGGAACUUCCAUUGGCUCUAUUGGAUACCGUUUCUGCAGGCCUAGUUGCCCUGGUUCAAUUGGUCAUUAUCGCAGUUGCUGCGCCCUACGUAGCCAUCGCCUACCCAUUCCUGCUCCUGCUGCUCUUCGCUAUACAGGGCUUCUACCUCCGCACCUCGCGCCAGCUCCGCUUUCUCGAGCUCGAAGCAAAGGCUCCCUUGUACACACACUUUCUAGAGACUUUACACGGUAUCACUACAAUUCGUUCGUUUGGAUGGGCCAGCGAAAGUCUUGCUUUGAACCAAAAACUAAUCGAUGCGUCACAGCGGCCUUUGUACCUUCUUUACAUGGUACAACGAUGGCUACAGUUGGUUUUGGAGCUUAUGAUUGCCGUCACUGCAGUCGUUCUGAUAGCCGUAGCUGUCCGAUUGAGUUCUUCCACAACAUUCCUCGGUGUGGCUUUGGUCAAUCUUAUGACCAUCAGCGCGGAGCUAAAGAGGAUUGUCAUCAAUUGGACUAACCUGGAGACGUCUAUUGGAGCCAUUGCUCGUACAAAGUCCUUCCAGGAGAGUACAGCAUCCGAAGAAUUGGGAGAAGGGACGGACGUGCCACCCACAGCAUGGCCUCGAACUGGAGAUGUACGUCUAGACUCCAUCUCGGCCAGCUACAAGGCCGACGAAAUGGCAAGCCUAGCAUUUCAAGAUGUAUCGAUCAUGAUCAAGGGUGGUGAGAAGGUUGCAAUCUGUGGACGUAGUGGAAGCGGCAAGAGCUCUCUCGUCUUAGCUCUCGCCCGAAUGCUUGACUUGACCGACGGGUCCAUUUACAUUGACGGGGUCAAUGUCCGCAAUUUACCCCGCAACACUGUCAGGUCCGCACUCAACAUUGUCCCCCAGGACUCGUACUUUUUUUAUGAGAAGGUUUCCCAGAACCUCGACCCAUCUGGCCUUGCAUCGGAUCAGGAUAUGCGGUCAGCGCUCGAGAAGGUUGAGCUGUUGGACUUGAUCGAGACGAACGGUGGUCUUCAUGCCCGGUUUAACGCAGAACUGCUCAGUCAGGGUCAGAAACAGCUUUUCUCAUUGGCGCGAGCCAUGCUCAAGCCGAGUAGGAUUAUCGUGCUGGAUGAAGCAACGAGCAGUGUUGAUAAACACACGGCAAGUAUCAUGCAGCACAUCAUUCGAGAAGAGUUUGCUGUUCAGACCAUCAUAGCAAUCGCGCACCAGCUUGACACCAUCAUGGAUUUCGAUCGAGUGGUGGUUUUAGAUUCUGGCAGAGUUGUAGAGACCGGAUCUCCGCAGGAACUUUUGAAACGGGACUCCAUAUUCAAACGCCUAUGCCAGUUACAAGGAAUCUAG